Molecule: messenger RNA, 2759 nt
Organism: Nyctereutes procyonoides (raccoon dog)
Lineage: Eukaryota; Metazoa; Chordata; Mammalia; Carnivora; Canidae
Gene: PLAA
Product: phospholipase A2 activating protein
Exons: 14
Coding region: 208-2598 (796 amino acids)
Biological process (GO): ubiquitin recycling; proteasome-mediated ubiquitin-dependent protein catabolic process
Cellular component (GO): cytoplasm; nucleus
Molecular function (GO): ubiquitin binding
Source: RefSeq, a predicted model, not a curated record
UGUGCCUGUCAGGGUUGCUGUGUCACUCGGCCCGCUCGGCGCUCCCCCUCCGCGUCGCCCUUCCGCACCGGCUGUCGGGCUCUUCCGGUGCGCAGCCGCCCCUCACCUGCAGGCCCUGCGCCCGCCGCGCUUGGGCGCACCCCCGGCGUCUCCCGCGGACUGAUCUCGCGCGGUGCCUGGGCCCCGGGCGCCCGACGCACCAGGGCCAUGGCGAGCAGCGCCGCCAGGUACCGGCUGAGCUGCUCGCUCCCGGGCCACGAGCUGGACGUGCGGGGCCUAGUUUGCAGCCUCUAUCCGCCGGGGGCCUUUGUGUCCGUGUCCCGAGACCGCACCACCCGCCUCUGGGUCCCAGACAGUCCUAACAGGGGCUUUACAGAAAUGCACUGUAUGAGUGGCCACUCCAAUUUUGUAUCUUGUGUAUGUAUCAUACCUUCAAGUGACAUGUACCCUCAUGGACUAAUUGCCACUGGAGGAAAUGACCACAAUAUUUGCAUUUUCUCACUGGAAAGUCCAGCACCACUUUAUAUACUAAAAGGUCACAAAAAUACUGUUUGUAGUCUUUCAUCUGGAAAAUUUGGGACAUUACUGAGUGGCUCAUGGGACACCACUGCUAAAGUCUGGCUGAAUGACAAGUGCAUGAUGACCUUACAGGGUCAUACAGCUGCAGUAUGGGCAGUAAAGAUCUUACCUGAGCAGGGCUUAAUGUUAACUGGAUCAGCAGACAAGACUAUUAAACUGUGGAAAGCUGGAAGGUGUGAGAGGACUUUUUCAGGGCAUGAAGACUGUGUAAGAGGUUUAGCAAUUUUGAGUGAAGCAGAAUUUCUUUCCUGUGCAAAUGAUGCUAGUAUUAGAAGGUGGCAAAUCACUGGCGAGUGUCUUGAAGUAUAUUAUGGACAUACCAAUUAUAUUUAUAGCAUAUCUGUCUUUCCAAAUUGUAGAGAUUUUGUGACAACAGCAGAAGACAGAUCUCUAAGAAUCUGGAAACAUGGGGAAUGUGCUCAAACAAUCCGACUUCCAGCUCAGUCUAUAUGGUGCUGCUGUGUUCUAGACAAUGGUGACAUUGUGGUUGGUGCGAGCGAUGGUAUUAUUAGAGUGUUUACAGAAUCAGAGGAUCGGAUAGCAAGUACUGAAGAAAUCAAGGCUUUUGAAAAAGAACUCUCUCAGGCAACCAUUGAUUCCAAAACUGGUGAUUUAGGGGACAUUAAUGCCGAGCAGCUUCCUGGGAGGGAACAUCUGAAUGAACCUGGCACUAGAGAAGGACAGACUCGUUUAAUCAGAGAUGGGGAGAAAGUCGAAGCCUAUCAAUGGAGUGUUAGUGAAGGGAGGUGGAUAAAAAUUGGUGAUGUUGUUGGCUCAUCUGGUGCUAAUCAGCAAACAUCUGGAAAAGUCUUAUAUGAAGGGAAAGAAUUUGAUUAUGUUUUCUCAAUUGAUGUCAAUGAAGGUGGACCAUCAUAUAAAUUGCCAUAUAACAUCAGUGAUGAUCCAUGGUUAACUGCAUACAACUUCUUACAGAAGAAUGAUUUGAAUCCCAUGUUUUUGGAUCAAGUGGCUAAAUUUAUUAUUGAUAACACAAAAGGUCAAAUGUUAGGACUUGGGAAUACCAGUUUUUCAGAUCCUUUUACAGGUGGUGGUCGGUAUGUUCCAGGGUCUUCAUCAGGAUCUUCUAACAUGCUUCCUGCAGCAGAUCCUUUUACAGGUGGUGGUCGUUAUGUGCCAGGGUCUGCCAAUAUGGGAACUACCAUGGCUGGAGUUGAUCCAUUUACAGGGAAUAGUGCCUACCGAUCAGCUGCAUCUAAGACCGUGAAUAUUUAUUUUCCCAAAAAAGAGGCUGUCACUUUUGACCAGGCAAAUCCUACACAAAUAUUAGGUAAACUGAAGGAACUUAAUGGAACUGCACCUGAAGAGAAAAAGUUAACUGAGGAUGACUUGAUACUUCUUGAAAAAAUACUGUCUCUCAUAUGUAAUAGCUCUUCAGAAAAACCCACAGCCCAGCAACUUCAGAUUUUGUGGAAAGCUAUUAACUGGCCUGAAGAUAUUGUCUUUCCUGCACUUGACAUUCUUCGGUUGUCAAUUAAACAUCCCAGUGUGAAUGAAAACUUCUGCAAUGAAAAGGAAGGGGCUCAGUUCAGCAGUCAUCUUAUCAGUCUCCUAAACCCUAAAGGAAAGCCAGCAAACCAGCUGCUUGCUCUGAGGACUUUUUGCAAUUGUUUUGUUGGCCAGGCAGGACAAAAACUCAUGAUGUCCCAGAGGGAAUCACUAAUGUCGCAUGCAAUAGAACUGAAAUCAGGGAGCAAUAAAAACAUUCACAUUGCUCUCGCUACAUUGACCCUGAACUAUUCUGUUUGUUUUCAUAAAGACCAUAACAUUGAAGGGAAAGCUCAAUGCUUGUCAGUAAUUAGCACAGUCUUGGAAGUUGUACAAGACCUAGAAGCUACUUUUAGACUCCUUGUGGCUCUUGGGACACUUAUCAGUGACGAUUUAAAUGCUGUACAGUUAGCCAAGUCUUUAGGUGUUGAUUCUCAAAUAAAAAAAUAUGCCUCAGUAUCAGAACCAGCUAAAGUAAGUGAAUGCUGUAGACUUAUCCUAAAUUUACUGUAACAGUGGGGAUGGGCUGAGAUUUUAAAUUGAUUAGUGUUUUUUCUCACAUUUUACAUGACUGAUUACAGAUGGUUUAAAAAAAAUGCUGUGGAUUAAGUAAAAUUUCAGAUCUUGUAAAGUGGGGGGUAAGAAGAGACAAAGAAAUAAAAUUUUUGCACUGA